Gymnodraco acuticeps is the source of this 1171-nucleotide messenger RNA. RefSeq lists its product as uncharacterized. The transcript has 2 exons. The record is from RefSeq and is a predicted model, not a curated record. NCBI's taxonomy places the organism in Eukaryota, Metazoa, Chordata, Actinopteri, Perciformes, Bathydraconidae. The coding region runs from base 32 to 1150 and encodes 372 amino acids. Gene Ontology annotation, molecular function: nucleic acid binding; zinc ion binding.
ACUUUUAGACGACAAAAGCCUCUCGCUAAUUAUGAGGGAUGCGCCCGACAAUGCAAGAGAAGCCUUAAAGAUAUUAAGGGGAUAUUAUGCCGGGAGGGGAAAACCCCGGAUAAUAAACUUGUAUGCCACAUUGACAUCGCUUCAGAAGACGAACAGUGAAAGUGUCACAGACUAUAUCAUACGGGCAGAAACCACCAUCACUGCGCUACGGAACGCAGGUGGAACGUUAGGCGACGGCCUACUGAUAGCCAUGGUCUUAAAAGGACUGCCUGAGAUGUUUAGGCCAUUUGCAAUACACGUGGCACAUAAUGAUGAUAAUAUAACGUUUCCAGAGUUCAGGACAAAGCUAAGGAGUUUUGAAGACACAGAUAAAUUAAGCACGACAGAGUCGAGUGAUAACGUGAUGAAGACUCAAGCGAGACCCGGACGGCGGCCCGCCAAGCAAGGUGCAUAUGACGGGAACAGUGACAAUGCCGAUAUUGAGUGUUUUAAGUGCGGCACAAAAGGCCACAGAGCGAGAGUGUGUCGGCAGAAGAUGGUGGUGACGCUGAUUACGUCUUCAGGAUCAAAGACGGAGAAAACAGGGUCCAACUUCGAUGACACGUUCAAGCCAGAGACACACUGCGUGGAGCUGGCAGACGGUACCCGGUGCAACGGCGUCGCUCAACGCAAGGGAGAAGCAGAGGUUUGCCUGGUCGACAGCGGAGGACGGCGACAUACCACUACGCUGAGAAAGGCGUUGUUUAUACCGUCAUAUCCCCAGGACAUCUUCUCAGUGAAGGCAGCGACCGCCAGCGGAGCCACGGUCGUUUUCAAGCAGGGAAAAGACGCUUUGAUACACAAAGACGGUACCAGGUUUGACAUUCAUGUGUCCAACAGGUUGUAUUAUUUGCACACUGAAGGUGAGAAUAGUGACAAAUGCAAUGCUUGCCAUGAUGUACAGACGUGGCAUGAAAUUCUAGGCCACUGUAAUUAUGACGAUGUGCUACAAAUGCAAAAUGUGGUUGAAGGUAUGCAGAUCAAGGGCAAAACAGAUAGACCCGACCAAGAAUGUGAGGUGGGAAAUUUCAGGGGAAAUUUGCACAAACCAGAAAUAGAAACCCUGAUAGUAGAGCAAAGGCUCCAUUACAAAUCGUACACACGGACCUAGCCGGUCCAGUAGCUACAGAGU